AUGAGCAGCACACCAUUUCAAACCGUGACCAUUUUAAGCGAUGGAUCUUUUAAAGUAAAGGUUCUUCGAAGGAAGCCUGAAAACGAAAAUAAGAAUGCCACUUUAUUGGCCUCCAAAGGUGCGGAAAUUAAGCUGCCCAAUCCCCCGUUAUUAGUUGCUGCCAAAGAAGCGAACGUGAAGAGGUUCAUUCCAUCCGAGUUUGGUUCCAAAUGGGAGGUUAUUGAGGAUAGGGAAAUGGCACAGCGACUCCAAAACAAGGAUGAUUCAGUUCCCUCCACGCUAGAUGAAUUUAAAUUCCUUAUUCAAAAAUAUGGGUCGCUUGAUAGGGUAGAUAAUGAUAAGUUCAGCUUUAAAUCCCGACCCAUUUCCGAGGUCACCGAUUCACUUGUAAAACAAGC
Messenger RNA from Acaulospora colombiana, 398 nucleotides. The record is from the annotation of a GenBank genome assembly. NCBI's taxonomy places the organism in Eukaryota, Fungi, Glomeromycota, Glomeromycetes, Diversisporales, Acaulosporaceae.